AUGGUAACCUUCACAGCCACUGGUAAUGCUGUCCUUGCCCUGCAGUUGUGGUUGGAACAGGUAGCACAUUUCAAUGUGCACCUCCUAAUUGAAGCAAAGUUAUCAGAUACACUGUUCGUCUCUGAGGUUAAGAUUAUGCUUUCCAUGCCUCCAGUUAUGAAUGAUCAGGCCCGGAACAGCUCAAAGCAGUCCCUCAACUGGCUCUCCUCGGACAACAGCAACUCCUCGAUCGCAACCUCCGACCUACCCACGGGGGCAGUCAAUCCCUGGGACAUCGCCCUCUGUGUGGUGGGGACUGUUAUCUCUUGCGAGAAUGCUAUCGUGGUGGCCGUGAUCUUCUACACGCCGACCCUCAGGACUCCAAUGUUCAUCCUGAUCGGGAGCUUGGCUUUAGCUGAUCUCCUCGGAGGAAUGGGCUUGAUCCUCAAUUUCAUUUUUCUCUACUUGCUGAACUUCGAAGCCGCUCGGCUGGUCUCGGCUGCGCUCCUGAUAGCCUCCUUCUCGGCUUCAGUCUGCAAUCUGCUGGCCAUCACGAUGGACCGUUAUUUGUCCCUCUAUAACGCCCUAACAUACCACACAGAGAGAACCACCACCUUCACCUACCUGAUGCUCCUGGCUAUAUGGGUCACAUGCAUCACUCUGGGAUCACUGCCCAUCGUGGGCUGGAACUGCUUGGAGGAUGAGUCGUCCUGCAGCGUGGUCAAACCCAUCACCAAAAACAACGCCGCCGUCCUCUCGGUGUCAUUUCUGCUGAUAUUCGCCCUAAUGUUACAACUCUACGUUCAAAUCUGCAAAAUCGCUUUCAGGCACGCCCAGCAGAUCGCCGUGCAGUACCAUUUCGUGGCCACCUCCAACACCUCGACCAGGAAAGGGAUCUCGACUUUAUCUGUCAUCCUGGGCACCUUCGCUGCUUGCUGGAUCCCUUUUGCAAUCUACUGUUUGAUUGCAGACUCCAGUUACCCGCUGAUCUACACCUAUGUCACCGUCCUACCAGCGACUUGCAAUUCAGUCAUUAACCCUAUCAUUUAUGCAUACCGGAACCCUGAUAUCCAGAAGUCGCUCUGGGUGGCUUGCUGUGGUUGUAUCCCAUCUAAUUUUUCAUUUAGACCAAGAUCGUCCAGCGACGUAUAG
This is a messenger RNA of Carcharodon carcharias (great white shark), 1131 nucleotides long. Its product is annotated as G-protein coupled receptor 12-like. The coding region runs from base 1 to 1131 and encodes 376 amino acids. Gene Ontology annotation, cellular component: membrane. Lineage: Eukaryota; Metazoa; Chordata; Chondrichthyes; Lamniformes; Lamnidae. The record is from RefSeq and is a predicted model, not a curated record. Gene Ontology annotation, molecular function: G protein-coupled receptor activity. Gene Ontology annotation, biological process: G protein-coupled receptor signaling pathway. The transcript has 2 exons.